UUCAAAUAUGAGGGUAUUUAUGGACAAAACUCAGCUGCUGUAUAUUUAGGGAGUUAAAAUAGACGGACAUGUACUAUAUAUUUAUAUUUAUCUUUACUAAACAAAUGUUGAUAAUUGUCAACCUUUUAACAAAGAAAAUCAUCUCAGCAUCUGGAAAAGAUGAUGACUUCAAAUAAGACUCAAACUGAGAAUAUGUUUCUCUGUUAUCCACUCCGGCCAAACUCCUGUCCAAAACUGCAACGUCUUACUGUUGUUAAAGUGGCAAUGUAUGCUUUCUUUGUGCUGAUGAUCCUCACAACAGUUUUUGGGAACCUGCUGAUCAUCAUCUCCAUCUCUCAAUUCAAACAGCUUCAGUCUCCAACUCAUCUGAUCGUUCGCUCUCUGGCUGUCAGUGACUGUCUGCUGGGCUCUUUGGUCAUGCCGUACAGCAUGGUGCGAUCUGUUGAAGGCUGCUGGUAUCUGGGAGAAUUCUUGUGUAAAGUUCAUUCUAGUUUAGACAUGACCUUCUCUAUGUCCUCUUUACUGCAUCUCAGUUUGAUAUCUGUUGACAGAUACUGGGCCAUUUGUGACCCUCUGAGGUACAAAAUGAGGGUCACAAACAAAACUGUAACUGUAUUUAUUACCUUCAUAUGGCUAUUUUCAUUUGUAUACAGUUUCUCUGUUGUGUUUUCAGGGAUAAAUGCAGUUGGAUUGGAAAUGCUUAUAUUGCAGACUUAUUGUGUGGGAAAUUGUGUUAUGUUUUUUAACAAGGAGUGGAGUAUUAUAUGUCCAGUUCUUUUAUUCUUCCUUCCUGGGACGAUCAUGAGCUCUCUGUAUGUAAAAAUCUUCUAUGUUGCACGAAAACAUGCAAAAGUUAUGUCAGAAAGACUAACUGGAGGGUUGAAGAGCCAAAGCUCUGCUCACAGAGAGAGAAAAGCAGCUAAAACUCUGGCCAUUGUCAUGGGUGUUUAUUUGUUCUGCUGGCUGCCGUAUUUUACUGCUGCUGUUCUUGACCCUUUUUUCAAUUAUUGGACCCCAGCUGUUGUUUUUGAUGCUUUGUUUUGGUUUGCAUAUUUCAACUCAGCUUGUAACCCCUUGAUUUAUGGUUUAUUCUACUCUUGUUUUCAGAAGGCCUUUAAGAUUCUCAUAUCCACUUAUUUCUGUGGCAUCAAGCAUUCUAACACAUUCAUAUUUGAAUGA
Messenger RNA from Cyprinus carpio (common carp), 1179 nucleotides. Its product is annotated as trace amine-associated receptor 3-like. Gene Ontology annotation, biological process: G protein-coupled receptor signaling pathway. NCBI's taxonomy places the organism in Eukaryota, Metazoa, Chordata, Actinopteri, Cypriniformes, Cyprinidae. Gene Ontology annotation, cellular component: membrane. Gene Ontology annotation, molecular function: trace-amine receptor activity. The record is from RefSeq and is a predicted model, not a curated record.